UCUCUCACACACACAUUCUACAUUGGGGACGGGGAAGAGCUUAAAUAACCGGAGUCUUGGCAAUGCGCCGAUGAGGACUAUGAUUUAUGACCGCACUUGGUUCGCUUUCCCCGGACUUUCUCUCUAUAAACCUCGGUGUUUAAUUAGGGCUGAGGAAUACAAUGGAAUAUUUUAAAGGAAUUUACGCAGGAGCGGUUAUUCCAAAGACGUGUUCUAUUUGUACCUCCUGAUUCAAAGGCUAGAUCGUCAGGAGUCUAGGUGGUGGUGGUGGUGUCCAUGGGUCCCGUCAUGCCCCCCAGUAAGAAGCCCGAGGCGUCUGGCAUCAGCGUGGCCAGCGCCAGCCUCUCCCACCUCUACCAGGCCAGCUCGCUGCAGGAGGCAGAGGAACUGGACCUGGCCUUCCCCGCCCCCUUGGCCCUCUCCUUGGCACCCCUCACCGGCGGGGCCGCCAAGCCUGAGAAAGGCACCGCCACCCCAGGUAUGGAGGACGAGGAGUUGACCAACCUCAACUGGCUCCAUGAGAGCAAGAACCUGCUCAACAGCUUCGGAGACCCUGUCCUGCGCAGCGUCAGCCCCGUCGGUGGCGAAGGGGGUGUUGCCGGUAACCGCGGCGAUGGGGACCACGACAACAUGCCGCCAUCGCCGAUAGCGGGCGGGGACCUGCCGUACGACGCCGAUCGGAACCCCAACUGUAAGCCUCCCUAUUCCUUCAGCUGCCUGAUCUUCAUGGCCAUUGAAGACGCUCCGUCCAAGAGGCUGCCGGUGAAGGAGAUAUACAACUGGAUCCUAGAACACUUCCCCUACUUUGCCAAUGCUCCCACAGGCUGGAAGAACUCUGUCAGGCACAACCUGUCCCUCAAUAAGUGCUUCAAGAAGGUUGACAAGGACAGGAGCCAGAGCAUUGGGAAGGGGUCCUUAUGGUGUAUAGAUCCUGAGUACAGGCAGAAUUUGAUUCAGGCUUUGAAAAAAACACCUUACCACCCUCACACCCAGGUCUUCUCAACGCCACCCACCUCUCCUCAGGCAUAUCAGAGCAUGUCCAGUCCUCCUCUAUGGAGUCCCUUCUUCAGAAAAAACGGAGGAGUCCUCCUACAAGUCCCUCAGGGAGUGAUCCAGAACGGAGCCAGAAUGAUGAGUCAUGGCCUGUACACAGGAAUACGACCACUACCCAUCAAUCCUAUAGGGAUCAGGACAGCUGCUGAGAGGUCUGUGCUGUCCGGAGGCUGUCGGAAGCGUAGUGACAGCAAUCCCCCCUGUGACUCCCCAUUGGUCAGCAGCGACCCCAAGGAGGACCACACCUACAGCACCAACCAAUCGGAUGACGGCAGUGACUACACCAGCGACUCCAGUCUCCGCAGCAAUGGCCCCAUUGCCCGGGACGUCGCCAACGAUUCAGACUUUGACUACGAGGACGACGUAGACGACAAGAACAAGAUCCAGCUGGAGAUCAAGAAGGAGGAGCCGCGCGAUUGGCCUAUAGACACGAUAGACUCAACCCCUUCCAGCCAGCAGCACAACAAGAAGCGGUAUCACUUCCUGAAAGCCAAGCAGCGGAUGGGCGUGGCUAGCGACACCCUCCCGCUAAAAAAACGGCGCACAGAAAAACCGCCAGAGAGUGAUGACGAGGAGAUGAAGGAGGCAGCGGGUUCGCUGCUCCACCUGGCGGGCGUCCGGGCCUGCUUGAACAAUAUCACCAACAGAACCGCCAAGGGCCAGAAAGAACAGAAAGAACCCACAAAAAACUGACCACAGAAAGACUGAGAGAGAAAGAAAGAGAGAGAGAGAGAGAGACUAACCUGAGAGAGUGAAGAUUUUAAAAGAACAAAAAUAAGAGAGAGAAACGGAAAUACAAAACAUCACUUUUAAUAUAGAAAUGUACACUUUCUUUUUUCCAGGACAUCAGGUGAAUUCUGAAAGAUUUGUGGCAAUAUCAAAAACAAUCACUUUGUUUUCCUAUCUUUAAAGUUAAUGUUUUUGAAGGUUGCAAAAAAUAUGUUUUUUAUUUGUUUUAUUUGUUUAAAGGAUAUUAAAGCCAUAGACACAACUUUUUCUGAUAUUCACCUAAGUUAGCAGGUUUCUGUUGGCUAAAAGUAACACGAAUGAGAAACAAAAUUACCUUUUUGGAAAACUGCCCCAUCCAGGCUGAGAUGUAUGAAUAGAAUAGGGGAUCAAAUUGUUAUUCAUUUCAAAAUGUACCCAAUCCCAAACUAUUGCCCUUUACAGGCUCAUCAGACGCAGCUAACACUAUAUAUUAUUUUUUUUACAUUUACAUUUUUUUUUGUCAUUUAGCAGACGCUCUUAUCCAGAGCGACUUACAGUAGUGAAUGCAUACAUUUCAUACAUUUUUUUUUUCUUCUCCGUACUGGUCCCCCGUGGGAAUCGAACCCACAACCCUGGGUUGCAAACACCAUGCUCUACCAACUGAGCCACAUAAUACAUUUCAGCAGGCUCAUACACUUGUUGUUUCUGUGGAAUUUCCUGGUACAAAGUUCUUAUGGGGUGCUUAUCACUGACUAUUUUGUUUUUACAGUGAUAUAGAUCAUUAAAAUGUAAUAAAGUAAGUAUUCAGGGUCAGAUCUUAACUUAAGAUAGAUUGAUGUCUAUGGCCUGCAUAUUCCUGUUAGGAUGUGGCCAUAUACCUCAAUAUGUCAUAAUAAACAAGCACAAAUACACAUGCUAUACUGGCUAAAGCAAUGUUAUAUUAAUCAACUAGUUCACUGAAAUAACACAGGUAUAUGCUGAAGUAACACAGGUAUAUCCCCUUUGUUCAGCAUCAGACUUUCGAAAACAAUGGUGCUAAUAUGUCAGCUAUUUAAAAAUCUAUAUUUAAAAUCUAGUUUGCCAAACUCUGUCUUGUCUGUCGGCAAAGAAGCUUCCCCAGAUAUUUUUUUUACAUUAAAUUAUGUGAUGCUGUUAGCUUAGUGACCAUUAGCCUAGCCAAGCUCAUAGAAAAUAUACUCAUCAGUUAGCCUAGCCUAGCUAAGUCCAUAGAAAAAUAUACUCAUCAGUUAGCCUAGCCUAGCUAAGCCCAUAGAAAAUAUACUCAUCAGUUAGCCUAGCCUAGCUAAGCCCAUAGAAAAUAUACUCAUCAGUUAGCCUAGCCUAGCCUAGCUAAGCCCAUAGAAAAGACACUCGGUAACCAGUUUUUGUAUGUCCUUCCUUUGCGUGUCAGUGUUGGAACAGUGCCAAAUAGGAAUUCUUGGUCAGCCCACUGAUGAUGGUAGCACUUCCUUUGCUAACUGUCUUUCUAACUGCUACUCACAUUUAGCCACCGGCGCUAGCUAGCAUGCCAAGGCAGAGGGGACAGUGUUGUUUUCCCCUUAAAGGUAGGACUGUAGUGAGGUGAAGUUCGCUGGUACAAGUGGGAUGAAGGAAGGGUUUGUUUUUUUCUGACGUGGUCUUCUCUAAAUGUAAGCUAAUUGAGUUUGGGAAAAGCCAUAAGCUAAUAGUCUGGCUGGCGCUUAUCAGAGAGUAAAAUAACGAAAAACAUGUUAAGAGAACCUCAAAAUUGCCUGUGUCCUUUUAUGAAAGCAAUCAACAUGAAUAACUGAGUUAUACUCCAGUUGUACGUUAUAGUGAUAUUCUCCCCGUGGCACAAACACGUGAACACCUUCAUGUGUUGGAUGGGAAAUGAUGCUGCGAAACCUGCCACAUUUUAUUUCAUGUGAGAAGAACAAUGAUGUUUAUUUUUUGUGUUUGUUUGUGUUUACUAACCUACCCUCAUGACGUAAUAAAGCAAUUUCAUCCAGUCAGGAUAACACUGUAUAAAAAGUUAAACUAGAGUUUGGGAUUUUUUUCUUAAUUUAAGCAAUGUAGCCAGCAUGAUUUUUUUCCAAAUCGUGUUGUAUGGGUUCUGUAAUGAAAAAGCGAAAAAAUGUUUUAUAUUCAUACAAAGAUCAUGUAAGGUAAAUAAUGUAUUUAGCAUGAAGCAUGAAUUAUUUUCAUAUAAGUAUCCUAGCGAACAAAAAGGUUCUGCCUGGAAGUUCUGCGCCCAUAGGUGUGGAAUCCUUCUCUGUUGUUUUGUCUUGUCUUUUUAAAUUGAUGGUUCCUUUCUUGUCAUCCUCACUCAACCUUGUUUUAACUUGGGCUUUCAUACAGUAAAACAACCUUAUUCAGGGACAAAAAGCUGGUCUGUUGGACAAAUCUCUGUCUGCAAUAUGACGGUACCUCUCUCUCCUCCCAUUGGUGGAUGGCAACUUCCUUCAUCCAUAGUGGAUAAAACUACUAUGUCCCAAUGUUUGUUUGUAGUCACUAGAUGGCCAUGUUAGAAAGGACACAACUGACAAAAUUGUCAGACCUUCUUGGCAUGAAGAUGAGUUAUUUCUGGAUUAAAAGGACCAAACGUCCCCUGUCUUCUCUGGCAUGGACGUAUAGUGACCCCUGUGUCUGAUGGGUUCUCCCUGACAGGUGAAUGUUGGAGCCCGUGGGAUUAAAGGUGAGGUUAGGUGGUAGUGAGUGUUAGCUGUCUGUUCCCUCACCCCUCCUUCUCUGUGCCUGUUCUUCCAUCGCUUCUUUCUUUUCUAAGGUUUUAGAUGUCUUUGAUAUUUCAAUGUCUUCCUUUUUUUCCCUUCUUUUUUUAUGAAAUAGGAGUUUACCAAAGUGUUUUUAUGUUGUUAUUUUAUGUAUCCGGCUGUGUUGUUGUCCUUUCUACUCUUGUAGCUCUUCAGGUCUUGUUGUCAGUAUUAAGCAGGCUACUAUAGACUCGUUGGACAUGUAAUAACUCAAAGGAAAUUAAUAAAAUAAGACUGCUAGAUAAAUACAAACUAUAUAGUGCGUAUUUUUACAUUAUCUCACCAGAUUGCACUAAGAUAUUAAAUGAGAGAUUCAUUUCAGUGCCAAAGGCUUUAAUAAUUCCUUAUCUACCUGAAAUAGAUUACAAACAUAUGUUAACACGUCAAACAUUGCCAGUGUGCUGUUGCAUUUCUGUCAGAUGCCCGUCGGACCGUCCUAGUCCUUGUUCUUGGUACCUACCACACUACACGCUGUGCAUUGGCUCCUUGGAAUGGGUUUAAUUUCCAGAACAUGCUCAUUUUCUUUGUGGCCUUUUUAGUUGAAUAUAACACCCGUUAUCCCAUAAUGCACUCCAUUUGACCAGAGCUAACGAACCCAAUGAGGCUCUGGUCGAUGUAGUGCACUAUAUGGACAGUAGGGUAUCAGUUGAGACAUCCCUUAUUUUCCCUUCAUUAAGUUGAGGUGAUGUGUAAAUGUGUCUUCCACUGAUAAUAUAUUACUAAAGAUAUUUCCCAUUGUUUGUUACAUUAUUCUUUGUGGGAUACUGCCUUCCUAAAGUCGAUAACACUCACUAGAUAACUCUUCCUCCAAUCACAAUCCUUCAGGUGCCACAACGUAUGAAGUGUUCUGGAAAAAACAUUUAAUAUGAAUUAUUAUCAAUGAAAUGUCAAUACUAGGCAGGCAAAUAGUGAUGUAUCUAUUGAUGAGUAAAAAAAAUGUGUUUAUUUGUUUCAUCGUGUUCUUUGAUUGUUUUAUAUCUAUUUUUCUUCCAUGUUUAUUAUUUAGAGGGGUUUUAUGAGGAGAAGAAAGCGCAAUGGAUUGCCGGGUACUUAUUUGCAGUACAUUAUUCACCUGGUCGUCAUGGAAACCGCAUGGUACUUUAUCUCACUUAUGUCAAUAAAUUCCGAUAGAAUCAGCAACUGCUGGGUUUUAAAAGAUCCAAUUUGUGGUUACAAAUAUUGAGUGACUUAUUAUUACCACUGUUGUUGUUAACAAAGAAACAAAACACUAAAAAGUCCCCAUGUAGUUUCUAUGUAAAUAAGAGGCAGGUAGUGUUCUGUAAAAACAUGCUACCGAUCAUUUCUGUGUCCUGUUUUUGAACCCUGUAGUCUUGAUGGCAUGACCUUCCAGCUGAUCUGGUGAUAUGGAGUAGGUGCGUUCUGUAUUUCAUUGACGUGUAUUCAUAUUGCCAAAGACAAACUACUUCAUUAAUUCAUGUAAAUAUCACCGUGUCCGUUACUAUGACAAAAGUAUGUUUUUAUGUUUGUGUUUUAGUUUCCCCCUCCCCCCAAAAAACUUACCAUAAAGUUUCUGUGCUGUAUUGUCUUCCAGUUGAAAUGAAAACAGUUACUCCUGUGGUUAGGUUCCUUCAAUAAGCCUUUAAUAAACCUUUAUGUAUUUUAACUUUCAAACCC
Molecule: messenger RNA, 6146 nt
Organism: Salmo salar (Atlantic salmon)
Lineage: Eukaryota; Metazoa; Chordata; Actinopteri; Salmoniformes; Salmonidae
Product: forkhead box protein N3
Biological process (GO): regulation of DNA-templated transcription
Cellular component (GO): nucleus
Molecular function (GO): cis-regulatory region sequence-specific DNA binding; DNA-binding transcription factor activity
Source: RefSeq, a predicted model, not a curated record